CCUCAUGCGAGCUGGACACGCGUACAGGCCCGGCCCAAUGUGGGCCCCAAAAUCCCUAACCGACCACAAACACCAAUCGCGUUUUCCCACUCCCAGCUACGUGGCGAGCUCCCAUUCGCAGCGCCUCAUUAUACUUUCACCACCAUGGCCAGCCAACUAACGGCGGAAUCUCAACGCGACGGGAAAGUGAGACGCACGCUCUGCCGUCGCGCGUGUUCAGGACAUUUUAUUCAUGUAAUUCGGACGGAGCUUCCCUUGUGGUUGUUUAUCUUUCUUUCUUUCUUUUAGUUUUGUUUCGAGGUGAAACUGAAAGUGGAAGCGGCAGCUCGACGGAUAAAUUUAUUUACCUGAGUUGAAACAGUAAAAGUUUUCUGUCCGAGGACGAGUCUUUGGGCACUUUUUUACUGCCCCGGAGCCGCCGAAUAAUUUUUGGUUUAGCUGAUAACUGAAAAGUCGUUUAUUUCGUUUGGAAGUCAAUUAAAUCUAAUUUAUGGUUUAUGUGCAGCGUUGACCAGACUGAUAGAAAUUAAAGUCAUUGGAUUUCCUAGUUUUAAUUAGGGGUGGAAAUUGGGGUGGGUGUGGUUACCCGCCCUAUAUUUUGCGGGUAACCACAUCCACAAAUAUAGAAUUAUGUUACCCACAACCCGUUGCGCAGUGGAUAGUGGUUAACCACAAAAUAUGGGGCGGGUAACUACACCCACCCCAAUUUUCACCCCUAGUUUUAAUUGUUUGCAUUUUGUAUUUUACCUCGGAGGCUAAACCGAUAAGCGGUAUUUAACUGUACUAACGAUUGAACUACGGUUAUAUCACAUUUUUACUAUAAAAUACCCUACCGCUGACGUCUCUGGUUCGGUCUCGGGUACGAUUUCAUGGACCAUGUUUUUUUUUUACAUCAUUCCAUCAUGGUAUCUGUAUAUGUUGUGAGUCGAGCUCGUGCAUUUUUCGUUAUUUAUUUGGUAUUAUUAUAGAUCAUAAAUUUCUAGUAUUUUUUCCUGAUUAUAUCGUGUACAUUGUCAAGUAAUUAAUUCAUGCAGAAUUAUUUUGUAAUUAAAUUAAAAUUUACAAUCGACGACGAAUUUAUCGACAUAUUAAUACUAAAUACUUGAAUCCAGACGACUUUUCAAAACACAACCCUCAUACUUGUCUCGUGUUGAAGCCAAACCUUAGACCGUAAUUAAUAAUCCCAUUAUCGAAAAUAGAACCAAAUAGUUGGUCAAUUAUAUUCACAUACACAUUCCCAAUUACAAGAAGAGAUGUCUCAUUUGGCAAUCGGUGGUUUUAAGAAUUAAAGGCGAGGAAAAGAUUAAAAAAAAAAGGAGAUAACAAAGAAAAGGCAGGGAAGGGAGAGGAAGAACAGUUUCACGUUGUUCUGUUCUGGUUAUCAAUUUUAUUACUAAAUAAAUAUUCUUUUUCUCUCUCUAAUCCAUUCAAUUCCAUUCAAUUGCAUAUAUAAUUUUUUUUUCUUCCAUUUUUAUAAAUAAGUACUUGUCAAUCGGUGCGUAAACAAAAAGAAGCCAGAGGUUUACUCUCCCCCAUUUCCUUUUCUCUCUCCUCUCCUCUCUCUCUCUCUCUCUCUCUAGCCUUCGGUUUCGUUCGGUCGGCGCUCUGCUCCCCCCGCCUGCGCCUCUCUUCUCCCCCUUCGCGCCCGCCAUAACUUUGACGGCUUUCUCUGAAAUGGAGGUAACCAUUAUAUUAUUAUUAUUAUACACAAAAAAACGCCCAUGUAUGUGUAUAUAAUAUACAGCAGUAAUUGUACAUAGAUAGAUAUAUAUAUAUAUAUCUGCGGGAAGGGAAGGGAAGGGAAGGUGUCUUCUUUGUUUCGAGUUGCUCUGUUCCUUUGCGAUAUGAAGGGGGUAAAUCUUUUUCUUACUUCGGGAUCGUGUCCGAAUCUUACUCCUCAGUAGUUAAUAAAUAAACUUAGUUAGUUUGUUUUUUUUUUUCGGUUUCUUCAAAGCUUCAGUAAUUGUUUGAUUAUGGCUGAUAUUGUGAUGUAUAUAUAUGAUGAAGCUCUGUUCUCGAGCUGUUAUGGUUUGGUGAUAGAGCUACGGGGAAAUUGGGUAGCUUCCCAGAUGAAUGUGCUUCUUGGGUCGUUAACAAUCAACCCAAAGUUUCGAGCUUUUUAUUUUCCUUUUUCGUGGGUUUUUUUUUUUUGUGGUGGUGGUUGUUGUUUUCUCUUGGGAAUUGAACUGAUAUCCACUGGUUUCUCAGUUAAAUGCCUAGCUGCCUUCUGCUACAGCAUAAUUCAUGUUUAUUGGAUGCUAUGGAGGAUUUGAUUGUUCCAUUUUCAAUUCAUUGGUUUACUUAUUUACUUUUUAUCCCUGAUUUUUAUUUUUUAAUUUAGGUCCCGGUUACUUUCUGUUUUCACUUAGAUAAUUUUUUCUGUAAGAUUAUUGCUUCUACUGUCAAUGUAGUUAGAUUUGGUUACUGGGUUUGCUGCUCCUGAACUUUCUUACCACUGUAAUGUCAAGAGUUCAAUUUAAUGGUGGGAAGAAUUCAUAUAAGUUGCAGGAGUUAGGCACUGUUUGUGUUACUAAGAAUCUGAUUUGUUACUUGCUUCCACCCCUCCAGAUGGAUGAGGUUCAAAUGGAUCACAAUGGAGAUAUCAAUGCCAUUGAAUUUGCAGAUCAGCAGCCUCUGCAGGCACUAGAAUCUUCUGCUAUAUGUGUAAAUGAUGAAUCCUCGAGAGAAACCGAGUUGCUGCCUCGAAUUGGAGACCAAUUCCAGGUCCCGAUCCCACCUCUCAUUACCAGAUCGGUCUACCUCCAAACUGAUCAUACAUUACCUUCAGAAGGCAAUUCUCUCAAGUUUUCACUCGGGUUGCCUCUAUCACUAACAUGGAUCAAGGAAGAAGGCGAGACGAUCAAGAAAGAACUAGACGAGUUCCUUGAUGCUUUGUCCACAGGUUCCUCCAGGAAUGAUUCUGUGAAGGCUGAGAAUAAAAGCUACCGUUUGGUACCUGGUUCGUCGUGUUAUGAUGAAUGGGAUGAUCUAGAAGUGGGGAGCUUUCUGCUUGGUCUGUAUGUCUUUGGGAAGAACCUUGUUCAAGUACAGAAGUUUGUUGAGAGUAAGACAAUGGGCCAGAUACUGUCAUUUUACUACGGGAAGUUCUAUAGGUCGAGUAGGUAUCGUAGAUGGUCCGAAUGUGGCAAGCAGAAAGGAAGGAAGAGAAUGUUUGGACAGAGGAUCUUCACCGGGUCAAGGCAGCAGGAGCUCUUGUCUCGCUUGGUCAAUCGUUCAUCUGAGGAGUGCCAGCACACUUUGCAGAAGGUUACCAAGUCAUUUGGAGAGGGACAAAUGAUGCUGGAGGAAUAUGUAUUUGCUUUAAAAACAGCAGUCGGUUUAAAGGUCUUAGUCGAAGCAGUGGGAAUUGGCAAAGGGAAGCAAGACCUAACAAGCACUGCAAUGGACUCCCUGAGGUCAACCAAUCAUGCUGGGUCAGCUCGACCAGAGAUACCUGUUGGCAAAGAAUGCUCAAAGCUAACACCUUUGGAGAUAGUCAACUUUCUAACAGGAGGAUACCGGCUGAGCAAAGCUAGGUCGAACGAUAUCUUCUGGGAAGCUGUUUGGCCAAGGUUGCUUGCUAGAGGGUGGCGCUCAGAGCAACCUAAAGAUGGUUCUAGAAACUCCCUGGUAUUUAUAGUCUCUGGAGUUAAGAAGUUCUCUCGCAGGAAGCUUGUGAAAGGAGAGCACUACUUCGAUUCGGUUACUGAUGUUCUGAACAAAAUUGGUUCUCAGCCUGCACUUCUUGAGCUUGAUGCUGGGAAGGAAGAGAAUGGUUGGAGUAAAGGUGGAAACUUAGAGGGAGACAGUUUAGGUGGUAAGGAGCAACAUUCUUAUCUUAAGCCGAGGAAAUCAGAACUUGCUAGUACGAAUGGUUUGAGCUUCACAAUUGUUGAUACUAGCCUGGCUAAUGGGCAAAGCAAGAAGAUAACUCAACUGAGAAGGUUGCCAACUCAGGCUAUGAACAUUUGCCUCCCAAUUAGUGAUUCUGAAGAUAGUAGUAGUAGUAGUAGUAGUAGUAGUGAUGAUGACGAUAAUGAUGAUUCUUCGAAUGGACCCACAGAUGAAUCGUAUUCUGCAGGAGACUCGAGUGUUGAUUUGGAUUUUCAUGGAAAUGGCACUGUGAGACAUAGUCUCCUUGUGAAUGGCUUGAACAAUAAGGCUGCUGCUGAUGAUGAUGGAAGAACUAUGCAGGCCAGAAAGGUUUUUGUGAAUAAACCUCAAGCCACAAGGAAAAGAAAGCUACCCAGCAAUGUGAAUACUGUAGUGGAGCCACCAGCUGCAAAACGGCAACAGGUGAAAGCAGCAGGAGGAGGACCAGUGCCUUGUGAUGCAAGGAAUACCAAAUGCAGAACCUUUGAUGACGUAGUUGGUCAAGGAGUGGAGAAGCAACAACAGAAAGCAGCAGUGCCUUGUGACACAAGAAAGACUUAUUUUGGAACAUUCGAUGACGAGUUAGUCAGUGGUCCAAGGAUGAUUCAGGAUUACCCUGUGAGCUAUCGUGGACAUGGAUUCCCUUCUCAUUUGCUGAGUCAGCAGCAAGAGAAACUACCUUUCACCAGUUCUUCAUCCAGCCAUGUGAGCAGUACUUCUUCUUCUGCAGCUGAAAAUUCCAACGACAAUCCUCAAUCUCGGACAUUGAUUGACCUUAAUGUUGCACCUAUCCCUCAAGAACCCGAAGACUCAAUGGUGUCUGAGAGGAAGAUCACUGAUGUGCAGCCAGAGGACCCUGGAGUCCCAAAGCCCUCAACUUCGACAUCUGACUCGCGUAGACACAGUACUAGAAACCGGCCACUGACUACUAAGGCACUGGAAGCUCUUGCUUGUGGGUUCUUAAGUUUGACGCCAAAGAGAGACAGCCAUGCGUCGAAACAAGCAUCUAAACGAGCUAAGAAGGCGAGGAUUGGCAGCAGUUGUACUAACUUUGGACCCGAAAUUGUGGAUUUGAAAGGUGGAGAUGAACCAGGAAGCUGUGUGACCAAGAGUAGUAGCAAUGACGUUGAUAACGAGCCUCAGGUUCGAAGUAAUCAGCAAUUUUUCAGCCGAGUUUGAAAAUGACUUGAAGCCGUUGAAUGAGCAGAGAAACCUCUGUGUGUACAGCUCAGCUGUUCAAGUUUACUUCAUAGGUUAUAUGGCAAGAAGAUGAAGGAAACAGAAAAAGACCAGGAAUUGGAAUUUGGGUUUGGAGUUUAAACUCUUUUAUCUUUCAUUCAAAAUCAAAUGGGUUGGAAAGAAAAAGUGCUUUCUUGUGAAGGGGGGAAUUUGACUCCAUCGAUAAAGAAUCCAUCUUUGCAAAUAAUAGUUGAAAACCCACAUUUCAAUUUGUUUCAUAUCAUUGGUUAAGAGCAAAUUGAACAAUGUACUGGUCGGUUGGUUCAUGUAGCUGAUAAAUAGUUCCAACUGUA
Messenger RNA from Linum trigynum, 5405 nucleotides. Lineage: Eukaryota; Viridiplantae; Streptophyta; Magnoliopsida; Malpighiales; Linaceae. The record is from the annotation of a GenBank genome assembly.